Nylanderia fulva is the source of this 555-nucleotide messenger RNA. Lineage: Eukaryota; Metazoa; Arthropoda; Insecta; Hymenoptera; Formicidae. The record is from RefSeq and is a predicted model, not a curated record.
AUGAUAUAUGGCCAAACAUUGAGGAUUCCGGGGCAGUUCCUGAAUCGGCAACCGACGGAGGACGAGGACGACGCCGCCGACUUUGUUGGAAAGCUGCGGGAGCAGUUCGAGAAGCUGCGACCCGUGGAUGGGACCCGGCACGGAGAACGACGACCAUUUAUCUAUAAAGACCUGGCGACGGUCGAGCACGUGUUCGUGCGACACGACGGGCCGAGGACGAUGCUACAGGCGCCGUACGAGGGACCAUACGCGGUCAUCAGCCGCAGCGAAAAAAUCUUUGUCGUGCGCAUGCACGGCAAGGAGAAAACGGUCUCGAUAGACCGUCUUAAACCUGCUUAUAUUUUGCAGCCCGAAGCAGGAGACAGCAGCUCGGCAGAGGCGGCGACACGGAGCCGAGAGGGUGCGGUCGACGGACGGACGGCACGAGACCAGGACACCGAGGUCGAGCGGCGAGGCGCGCGAGAGGACGCGAGGCCGCUGCUCCGAGAGAGCGAGAGAACGACGAGAGCGGGGAGAAAGGUCCGAUUCCCGAGUCGAUUUCAGGCGGGCCUGUAA